AUGACCCCGGCGCCGCACCACGCCGAGUACUCCCACUUCGCGUCGGCGACGAGCAAACCCGAGGCGUACGCGCAGGUGGUGUCGGCGCUGACGGCGCUGGUCGAUGCCCAGCGCAACUGGGUGUGCAACCUGGCCAACGCGGCGUCGCUGCUGUGGCACAUGUACCACGAGGCGCUGGCGGUUCCGACGGGCGCCGCCGUCAACUGGGCCGGGUUCUACGUGCUCGACCCGAGCACCUCCACCGGCGGCGGCGGUGGCGGCGGGCUCAUCCUCGGCCCCUUCAUGGGCAAGGUCGCCUGCCAGACCAUCGCGCUGGGCAAGGGCGUGUGCGGCACCGCGGCGGCGGGGGGCGGGCAGAGUCUCGUCGUGCCCGACGUCGAGGCCUUUCCCGGCCACAUCGCCUGCGACGGCGAGACCAAGAGCGAGAUUGUCGUGCCGAUUCGGGCGGCGGAGGGGGGGAAGGUUGUCGGCGUCAUCGACAUCGACUGUAUGCAGCUCAACGGCUUCGAUGAUCAAGACCGAGAGGGCCUCGAGAAUGUCGCCGCCCUGUUGGGCUCAGCUUGCGACUGGUGA
Fonsecaea erecta is the source of this 573-nucleotide messenger RNA. RefSeq lists its product as hypothetical. Gene Ontology annotation, cellular component: cytosol. The transcript is spliced from 2 exons. Bases 1 to 573 code for a protein of 190 amino acids. Gene Ontology annotation, molecular function: protein binding; L-methionine (R)-S-oxide reductase activity. NCBI's taxonomy places the organism in Eukaryota, Fungi, Ascomycota, Eurotiomycetes, Chaetothyriales, Herpotrichiellaceae. The record is from RefSeq and is a predicted model, not a curated record.